UGAGCUAUGAAGAUUUGCCAAUGGGGUUAAAGCAUUGCUUCCUUUACCUCGCCCAUUUCCCUGAAGACUACAAGAUAGAUGUGGAGACACUGUUUAAUUACUGGGCUGCAGAAGGACUUAUAAUGAUCUAUCGGUCAACCAUUCAAGAUAAUGCGGAAGGCUACCUAGAAGAGUUAGUGAGAAGAAAUAUGGUUAUUGCUGAAAGAAGCUAUUUGACUUCGAGAAUUGAGUCAUGUCAUAUGCAUGACAUCAUGAGAGGAGUUUGUUUAUCUAAAGCCGAAGAAGAGAACUUUCUACAAAUCGUCCAAGACCCUACAUCUACCUCUACCUCUACCUCAACCAUCAAUGCUCAAUCUAUUCGCAGACUCGCUGUACACAGUAGUAAUGCAUUCGAAAUGAUGGGACGUGGAAAAAUUAAGAAAGUUAGAUCUCUUUUGUUUUUCAAGGCCAAGGAAGAAGCUGUGAUACAAUCACUUUCAAACUUUGGAAGUUUACCGUUUCUCAGAGUGUUGGAUCUUUCUAGAGCCAAGUUUCAAGAAGGGAAGUUACCUUCCAGCAUUGGAAAGCUCAUCCAUUUGAGAUUCUUGAGCUUAUACAGGGCUGUUGUAUCUCAUCUACCUUCUUCUCUACGGAAUCUGAAGCUUCUGCUCUAUUUGAACUUAGGUGUCGAUGGAGUUUCAGUUCAUGUGCCAAAUGUUUUGAAAGAGCUGCGAGAAUUGAGGUACCUUAUCUUACCUUUUCUAAUGGAUGUUAAAACAAAGUUGGAAUUGGGUGAUCUGGUAAACCUAGAGACCUUGAGGGGUUACUCAAUAGAGAACAGUAGUGUGAAAGACCUUCUUGGUAUGACUAAGCUCAGAACUCUCACAGUCCAUUCCCUUGAUGGUUGUACUUUAGAAACUCUGUCUGCAUCUCUCUGUGAAUCGAGAGAACUCGAGCAGCUUUCAUUGUACGAGGUCAUGCAUUGUAGGCAUAAUGAAGGAAAAUUAGUUCUUGAUUCGAUUCAUCUCAAAUUUUUAACGGUGGGCAGGUAUAUGACUAGAUUGCCUGAUCAACAUCGAUUCCCUCCAAACCUUGCGCACAUAUGUCUUCGGUAUUGUUGCAUGGAAGAGGAUCCAAUGCCGAUUCUAGAGAAGUUGUUUCACUUGAAAUUUGUUGAGCUAUCAUAUCGUGCUUUCACUGGGAAGAGGAUGGUGUGCUCACAAGGCGGGUUUCCUCGAUUGUAUGAGCUAAAUUUAUCUGGACAAUAUGAUUUGGAAGAGUGGAUAGUAGAAGAAGGCUCCAUGUCAUGUCUUCAUACUUUGACUAUAAAUGAAUGCAGAAAGUUGAAGGAGCUUCCGGAUGAGGUCAUAUACAUAAAAUCCUUAAAAGAACUGACAAUUGGGUGGAGGGAGAGUGAAUGGGCGUGGAAAUUGUCUGAAGGAGGACAAGAUCACUAUAAAGUCCACCACAUUCCCCGUGUUCAGUUUAUUUACUAGACCUUUGUCUAAUUUUAUGUAUGAAAAUUAAAACAGUGUAGAAAACUACAGUAUAGCUAGAUUAAGAUUAGUGUGUUGAAUAUAAUGUGAUUUUUGAU
Messenger RNA from Arabidopsis arenosa, 1573 nucleotides. The record is from the annotation of a GenBank genome assembly. NCBI's taxonomy places the organism in Eukaryota, Viridiplantae, Streptophyta, Magnoliopsida, Brassicales, Brassicaceae.